AAUAUAGUUCAAGUAAAUAAAAAAGAAAAAAAAAACUAUUAGAAGUGUGUGUGAUUUUUUCUCGACAUCUAAUUACAAAGAAAUUGAAGUGAUAACCGACUUUGAUUUUUUUUAUUAUUCGAGAUUUAAAAAAAAAAUUACGUUGUAGAAAUUUUGAUAUUUUUACAAAAAUUUGAAAAAAAAAUACAAGAACUUUAAAACUUUUUAAGAUAUUUUGUUAACCAAUCGAGUCAUCGUAAACUACCUCAUUUACAACAAUUAAUUUUAAAAGAAACAAAAAAAUAUUCCACAAUAAAAACAACAUAAACACAAUGUUUAAGCAAAAGGAAAAGGCUCAUGACCCCACCGACACAAAUUAUGUAGGAAACAGCAGUAUUAGCCAGGAAUACAUCAUCAGUGAUCACAAUUACGGGAAAAAUAACGUCAAAAUAUUGGAAGUAGUCAGAAAUGGUCCGAUUCACUCCAUCAAAGAACUCACAGUUUGCACAAAAUUAUCCCUCAAUAGUCAAAAAGAUUACACACAUGGUGACAACUCAGAUAUCAUCGCUACCGACUCCCAAAAGAACACUGUCUACGUAUUGGCAAAGGAGCAUGGCAUCAAAACGGCCGAAGAAUUUGGAUUAUUGCUCGCAAAGCACUUUUUAACGACUUACGGUCACGUUAAACGAGCAAAAAUUUGGAUUGAAGAGUCGCCAUGGGAGCGUCUCGGUUACGGGUCUGGUCCGUACGCUCAGCUGCAUAAUCAUGCUUUUGUCUAUACGCCCACAUGCACCAAAAAUUGCGAAAUUACGUUGAGUCGCGAUGCCGAACCCAUCAUAAAAAGCGGCAUCACCGGCUUACGAGUCCUCAAAACGACCAAAUCAUCCUUUGUUAACUUUAUAAACGACGAAUUUCGCAGCUUGCCGGAUCAGAGAGAUCGCAUUUUCAGCACUGUGGUGCGUGCCGAAUGGCAAUUUAAUGUGACAGGAGGUGUGGAUUUCGAUAAAAUCUCGAAAAUUAUUCAGCAAAUUAUUUUGACGUGCUUUGCGGGAGAACCGAUUCAUGGUGUUGACUCGCCAAGUGUGCAACAUACGAUUUUUUUGGCCAAUAAGGAGGUGCUUGAUAACAUUCCUCAAAUUCAAUGGAUCGAAAUGGAGAUGCCAAAUAAGCAUUAUUUUAAUGUUGACUUCUCAAAAUUAUCGAAAGCAGUUGAGAAAUGCGAAAAUGAGGAGAUUUUCUUGCCAGCAACAGAUCCGGCGGGAAACAUCUAUUGUCGCGUGGAUCGAAAAGAUACAAAGUCAAAGCUAUAAAUGUCUGACAGAUAAGGUUUUUCAAAAUAAAAAUAUGAUAUUCUGAGUUUUUUACAAUGUAUUCUAUAUGCAUAUAUGAAUUAAUCAAUGAUAAUCAUAAUAAAUAAAAAAUUAAUAAGAA
Molecule: messenger RNA, 1410 nt
Organism: Culicoides brevitarsis
Lineage: Eukaryota; Metazoa; Arthropoda; Insecta; Diptera; Ceratopogonidae
Gene: Uro
Product: uricase
Exons: 4
Coding region: 312-1289 (325 amino acids)
Biological process (GO): urate catabolic process; purine nucleobase catabolic process
Cellular component (GO): peroxisome
Molecular function (GO): urate oxidase activity
Source: RefSeq, a predicted model, not a curated record